AUGAAGAGAAAUAGCCUGUCCUCCCUUUCCAUCUCCCUCUGGUUGAUGUUUACAGCAGUGAUGCUUCAAGCUGUAGAAUCAGCCAAAGGAAAAUAUGCUCACAUGCUGUUUAAUGAACUGUUUGAAGACUACUCAAAUGCUCUAAGACCAGUGGAAGACACAGAUAAUGUGCUGAAUGUCACCCUUCAGAUCACGUUGUCCCAAAUUAAAGACAUGGAUGAAAGGAACCAAAUUUUGUCAGCUUACUUAUGGAUUCGACAAAGCUGGUAUGAUGCAUACCUCAAAUGGGACAAAGAUAAAUAUGAUGGGUUGGAUUCUAUCAGGAUUCCAAGUAAUUUGGUUUGGAGACCAGAUAUUGUCCUAUAUAACAAGGCUGAUGAUGACUUUUCAGAACCAGUGAAUACUAAUGUUGUGUUGAGAUAUGAUGGAAAAAUCACUUGGGAUGCACCCGCUAUCACAAAGAGCUCGUGUGUAGUGGAUGUAUCUUACUUUCCUUUUGACAGCCAGCAGUGCAACCUUACAUUUGGUUCCUGGACCUACAAUGGUAAUCAGGUAGACAUCAACUCUCUUGAUAGUGGUGACCUCUCUGAUUUCGUAGAAGAUGUAGAAUGGGAGAUUCAUGGUAUGCCAGCAGUUAAGAAUGUCAUCACUUAUGGCUGCUGCUCUGAGCCUUACCCAGAUGUGACCUUCACACUGAUUUUGAAAAGGAAGUCUUCAUUCUACAUAUUUAAUCUGUUACUGCCUUGCAUUUUGAUUUCUUUCCUGGCCCCACUGGGAUUCUAUCUCCCUGCAGACUCGGGGGAAAAAGUGUCUCUGGGUGUUACGGUUCUUCUUGCUCUGACUGUGUUCCAGCUGAUGGUUGCAGAGAUCAUGCCUCCUUCUGAAAAUGUACCUUUGAUAGGAAAGUAUUACAUAGCAACUAUGACCAUGAUCACAGCUUCCACUGCAUUGACGAUCAUUAUAAUGAAUCUCCAUCACUGUGGCUCAGAAGCAAAGCCUGUUCCACAAUGGGCCAGGGUGGUUAUUUUGGACUACAUGUCAAAAAUAUUUUUUGUUUAUGACGUGGGUGAAAAUUGCACAAGUCCAAAAAGAGAGAAGGAAGAACAACGUAAGUUGGAGGGGUAUGAUGAGUGUCAGAGAAGGCACAAAGAGGUAAGGGGUCACCUUUCCAAUAGGAAUGAUGACUGUGAUCUCGACAAGAAGCUCAAUGGAAACUUGAAUAAAAGCUAUGGAGUUCAUGGUGAAAAUGUUAGGGAGACUGUUAAUUGCUGUUCCUGUUAUAAAAUGCUGAUUAAAAAUAUUGAGUAUAUUGCUAAUUGUGUUCGAGACCAUAAAGCAAACCGGGCCAAAGGAAUUGAGUGGAAAAAAGUCGCAAAAGUGAUGGACAGGUUUUUCAUGUGGAUUUUCUUUAUCAUGGUGUUUUUUAUGAGUGUGCUGAUCAUUGGGAAAGCAGCUUAA
This is a messenger RNA of Balearica regulorum gibbericeps (East African grey crowned-crane), 1458 nucleotides long. RefSeq names its product cholinergic receptor nicotinic alpha 9 subunit (gene CHRNA9). The record is from RefSeq and is a predicted model, not a curated record. NCBI's taxonomy places the organism in Eukaryota, Metazoa, Chordata, Aves, Gruiformes, Gruidae. Gene Ontology annotation, cellular component: postsynaptic membrane. Gene Ontology annotation, biological process: monoatomic ion transmembrane transport. Gene Ontology annotation, molecular function: transmembrane signaling receptor activity; acetylcholine-gated monoatomic cation-selective channel activity.